Rhododendron vialii is the source of this 1773-nucleotide messenger RNA. Its product is annotated as lariat debranching enzyme. The transcript has 9 exons. NCBI's taxonomy places the organism in Eukaryota, Viridiplantae, Streptophyta, Magnoliopsida, Ericales, Ericaceae. Gene Ontology annotation, molecular function: RNA lariat debranching enzyme activity. Gene Ontology annotation, cellular component: nucleus. Gene Ontology annotation, biological process: mRNA splicing, via spliceosome. The record is from RefSeq and is a predicted model, not a curated record. The coding region runs from base 341 to 1570 and encodes 409 amino acids.
AGAUUUAGCCCUCGAGAAAUUUCUUCUCCCAAACUAUAGCCCUCCUUCCAACCCGCUAAAACCCUUCUUCAUCGGCAAACGCAAAGUGCACUGGUCUAGCCACAACCGUCUCUCGCCGAAUAUCGAACAAGGCUAGACGUCACUUCACUCUUCUCCUUCUUCUCUGAUUCGAGUAUUUAGCAUCCGUAACCCUACUUUUACAAGUGGGUUUUGCCAAUACCUCUGCCGUUUUCAGUGCCAGUAUAUCACAGAACCUUAGGAUUUGUAUGUUUGCUCAAAAUAAUUUCAGAGCAUCCCGUGAUGUUUUUGCUUGUUCGUCUUUGAAUGCGUAGAUUUAGAUAUGAAGAUUGCAGUGGAAGGGUGUAUGCAUGGAGAUUUGGACAACGUGUACGCGACGCUUUUGCAUUUGCAGGAAGUAGAGAAGACCAAAAUCGACCUCCUCAUUUGCUGUGGUGACUUCCAGGCUGUUAGGAAUGAGAAGGAUUUGGAAAGCUUAAACGUGAAGCCUAAAUUUCGUAGCAUGAACUCUUUCUGGAAGUACUACUUAGGGGAAAAAGUAGCUCCGUUUCCUACCAUAUUCAUAGGCGGCAAUCACGAAGCAUCGAAUUACCUGUGGGAACUAUACUAUGGAGGAUGGACAGCGCCUGAUAUAUACUUCUUGGGUUUUGCUGGAGUGGUCAAGUUUGGCAACAUUCGUAUUGGAGGACUAUCUGGGAUUUAUAAAGCACACGAUUAUCAUUUAGGACAUCACGAGAGGGUGCCUUAUAACGAGAAGGAUAUCCGGUCUAUAUAUCAUGUACGUGAGUAUGAUGUCCACAAGCUCAUGCAAGUUGAGGAACCAAUUGAUAUAUUCCUUUCACAUGACUGGCCUAUUGGUAUCACUGACCACGGAGAUUGGAAGACGCUUGUUCGACAUAAACCGUUUUUCAACCAAGAGAUACAGGAGAGAACCCUGGGAAGUAAACCUGCUGCAGAAUUGCUAGAAAAAUUGAAACCACCUUAUUGGUUUUCAGCACAUCUACACUGCAAAUUUGCUGCUUUAGUUCAACAUGGAGAGGGAGGCGCGGUGACAAAAUUUCUUGCACUUGAUAAGUGCCUCCCAGGACGCAAAUUUUUGCAGAUUUUUGAAAUUGAAUCCGAGCCAGGACCUUUUGAGAUCCAGUAUGAUGAAGAAUGGCUUGCAAUAACGAGGAAGUUUAACUCUAUCCUUCCUCUAACCACUAGAAGAUCAAAUUUUGGGAGUUUACAGCUUGACAUGCAAGAAUGUCGCCAAUGGGUUAGCCAUAAGCUACAGACAAGAGGGGCUAAACCUUUUGAGUUUGUGCAGACAGUUCCGUGCCACAAUCCCUCUGGUUCUGUUUCAAAUGUUUCUUCUAUGGGAUAUUUUAGAAACCCUCAAACAGAAGCUUUCUUACAGUUUCUAGAACUUCCUUAUCUUCUUGAUAACACAUCGGAAUCAAGGGAGCAAACCAAUAGUCAGGCUUCCUUUAUUUCUAGAGGUGUUUCCUUUGAUCAUGACAGCGAUGUGGACGAAAUAGAACUUUCUGAAGUUGAUGAUGCAGAUGAGUAGGAGGAAAUCAUGUAGAGCAUUGGGGUAAACAUUUUCCAGCUCUGCCACCCAGUUAAUGUUGGGUUGAACUCUUCAUCAUGUUUCAGAGCUUGAAAUGAACUGAUCAUAGUGUAUAAACGAUGUUAACUAGUUAACGCGGUGACAUGAUUCCUUGUGAUAUUCAUGUUUCCACCUGGGUUACAAAGUUGAGCUAUCUUUUUACA